Messenger RNA from Nerophis lumbriciformis (worm pipefish), 1251 nucleotides. The record is from RefSeq and is a predicted model, not a curated record. NCBI's taxonomy places the organism in Eukaryota, Metazoa, Chordata, Actinopteri, Syngnathiformes, Syngnathidae.
AUGGCUCCUAAAUACGCCCCAGAUGUGCGCUCUCGUUUGGCUCCUUUGUUGCUUUUCUUGCAAACAGGCUUUAUUAUAUUGUAUUACUUCUCCACUGAGAUAGAAAGCAAUGUGGAUGGGAUUAUAUUCAGCAAUUUCUACCCAGUGUUCCAGGAUUUGAAUGUGAUGGUCUUUUUGGGUUUUGGUUUCUUGAGUUCUUUUUUGGUCCGCUAUGGUUUUAGUGCCUCAGGGUUCAGCUUUCUUAUUGCUGUCAUGGCCACCCAGUGGGCACUCAUACUAAAUGGUAUUGAGUCUUGGUAUUACAGUGGGAAGAUUAAGCUUAGCCUGAGAAGCUUGGGGGUUGCUGAGAUGUGCACCGCCUCAGUUCUUAUCUCAAUUGGGGCUGUACAAGGCAAAACGAAUCAUGUCCAGCUAAUUCUAAUGGCCCUACUGGAGGUGUUUGGCUUUGUCCUGAAUGAGUGGCUUCUGCAGACUCUGCUCUCGGCACGGAAUACACACUGCAUCAUGGUACUUCACAUCUUUGGUGCAUUCUUUGGUCUUGUUCUGACGUGGAUCCUCUAUCGGAAAGAAUCAGAACAGGGAUUCGAGAAGGAGAAACUUGACCGCAAAGCUGGAUUGUUCUCCAUGUUAGGUACUGUGUUCCUCUGGAUGUUUUGGCCAAGUUUUAACUCAGUCCUUGUAGACGACCAUUUUCCUGAGAGGAAAUUGAGGUCAGUGUGCAGUACCUACCUGGCCCUGGCUGUAAGUGCUGUAGCAUCUCUUGCGGUGUCUGCUCUCUCCAGUCCAGAGGGAAAAGUUCAUCCAGCCAAUUUUCAGUCAUGCAUAUUUGCUGGUGGUGUUGCUGUCGGGGUCUCCAUGUCAGUGAUACGUUACCCAUGGGAGGCCAUGACAAUUGGAUUGACUGCGGCUGCUGUGUCAACCACUGGAUUCCGAUACCUCAAGAGCCACAUGCUGUUUGCCUUCGAGUGUCAUGAUACGUGUAGUGUUCUGAGCACACAUGGACUGCCUGGCCUACUGGGAUGGCUGACACACCUCCUUCUGCAGAUUAAACAGUCUGAUGAUCACACAACGGCGAUCCGGUUUGCUGUAUUUCACAUUUGUGUUCUCCUUAUCACAAUAACUGUAAGCCUGACCAUGGGGAUCAUAACAGGGGUACUACUUAAGUGGGACAUCUGGAGACCCCCCCAAGAUAAAAAAUGUUUUGAUGACCAGGCUUUCUGGAUGUUUGAGCAUCUUGCAGUUCGCAAGUAA